AUGGUGGACUACUAUGCGCCGGCCCCGGCGCAGUACUACCAAGGGCACGACUACACACAGCAAGAAGAGGAAUGGGAUCGCGAGGGGUUGCUCGACCCGAUGUGGGAGAAACAGCAGAAAAAGACCUUCACGGCUUGGUGCAACUCCCACCUCCGAAAAGCCGGCACUUCCAUCGAGGUCAUCGAGGAGGACUUCAGAAAUGGUCUGAAGCUGAUGCUCCUCCUUGAGGUCAUCUCCGGCGAGCCGCUGCCCAGACCCGAUCGCGGCAAGAUGCGCUUCCACAAGAUUGCCAACGUCAAUAAGGCAAUCGAGUACAUCGAGCGCAAGGGGGUGAAGCUCGUGUCAAUUGGAGCUGAAGAAAUCGUCGAUGGAAACGUAAAGAUGACGUUGGGUCUGAUCUGGACCAUCAUUCUUCGUUUCGCCAUCCAGGACAUUAACGUUGAAGAAAUGUCCGCCCGCGAUGGGUUGCUCUUGUGGUGCCAGCGCAAAACAGCACCCUACAACAACGUCAACGUCCAGAAUUUCCAUAAUAGCUGGAAAGACGGUCUGGCCUUCUGCGCCCUCAUCCAUCGCCAUCGCCCCGACCUGCUCGACUACAGCCAGUUGCACAAGGGAGACCCCAUCCACAAUCUCAACUUGGCCUUCGACAUUGCUGAAAAGCACCUGGACAUCCCGAGAAUGUUGGAUGCUGAGGAUCUCGCUUUCUCCGCGCGACCGGACGAGAAAUCGGUGAUGACAUACGUCUCGUGCUUCUACCACGCGUUCCGUGGCCAUCCCGAGAGGGGCCAGAUCGAGCAGCGGGUUCAGACUCCACAACCUGCUCGUCUCGUUCAGCCACCACCACCGCCACCACCGCCAGAGCGCGAUUGGCACAUGGUAAACUCGCAUCCGGAUGAGAAGGCCGUCAUGACCUAUGUAUCGUGCUACUACCAUUAUUUCUCCGGCAUGAGACAGGCAGAAGCGGCUGCAAAUCGUAUCAGCCGCGUCCUCGAUUUCAACAAGGAGAACGAGAAAAUGAUGCAGGAAUAUGAGACGAUGGCUAGCGAUCUGCUCGCCUGGAUCAACCGCUGGCUGCCGUGGCUGUCGAACCGCUCGACCGAUGAUACACUUCCCAUCGCCAAGCAGAGACUUGAUGACUACCGUAACUACCGCCGUCACGAGAAGCCGCCACGCGUUGAGCAAAAGGCCAAGCUGGAGACGCUUUUCAACACGCUGCAGACCCGGCUUCGUCUGACCGGACGGCCGCCAUUUAUGCCAAAGGAGGGGCAUCUUGUCAAGGACAUCAACUCGGCUUGGGGACGCCUCGAAGAUUCAGAGAAAGGCUUCGAAGAUUGGCUCCUUUCUGAAAUCAUGAGGCUUGAGCGGCUGGAGCAUUUGGCCGAAAAGUUCCGUCGUAAGUGCGCGCUGCACGAGGAGUGGAGCCACGGAAAGGAAGACGCGCUGAGGAGCACCGAUUGGAAGGCAUCUGGAUUGUACCAGAUUAAGGCCCUACGCAAACGUCACGAGGCCUUUGAGUCCGAUCUAGGCGCCCACCAAGAUCGUGUCGAGCAAAUUGCAGCCAUCGCCCGCGAGCUUGCUAACCUCCGAUACCCCGGAAUCGCCGAGGUCAACCAAAGAUGCCAAACUAUCUGCGCCCAAUGGGAUCGCCUUGGGCAGUUGGCUGGGCAACGUCGCCAGACUUUGGAGGAGGCCGAGAGGGUGGCUGAACGGCUUGAUGCUCUAUAUUUGGACUUUGCCAAGAGGGCCGCCCCAUUCAACAACUGGAUGGAUGGUGCUCGCGAAGAUCUUGCCGAUAUGGUGAUUGUACAUGAAAUGAAGGAGAUCGAGGAGCUCGUCUCGGCCCACGACCAAUUCAAGGCGACCCUCGGAGAUGCCGACCGCGAGUUCAGCUGCAUCGCCAAAAUCGAGCAAGAGAUCGAGCACCUCGUCACCUCCAACGGCCUCGAUCAUUCCCUCCUCAGAAAUCCUUACACCGACCUUGUCGCCGCGGAUAUCCGUCGUAAAUGGGGAGAUGUGCAACAAUCUGUUCCUCGCCGUGAUGGUCAGCUGCAAUCUGAGUUGCGCCGGCAGCAGAACAACGAACGUUUGCGCGAACUCUUCGCCCAGAAGGCCAACAACGUCGGCCCAUGGCUGGAGCGCCAGAUUGAGCAAGUGCUCGCCAUUGGUAUGGGCGGACGCGGAUCGCUGGAGAACGCUAUUGAUCAGCUUAACCAGCUUCAUCAACAGUCCCUGGGCUACAAGCCAAACCUCGACGAGCUCGAGCGUAUCCACCAGGAAAUGCAGGAGAACUUUGUGUUUGAGAACAGGAAGAGCCGAUAUUCCAUGGAAUCUCUGCGUGUUGGUUGGGAAUCUUUGAUUACAUCCAUUAACAAAACGAUCAACGAAUGCGAGAACCAGAUCCUCACCCGUGACAGCAAGGGCAUCACCGAAGAGCAGCUGAACGAGUAUAAACAGUCUUUCAAUCAUUUUGACAAGGAUCGUGCUGGUCUUGAUCAAGAGCAGCUUCGCGCCUUCCUCCUCUCCAUCGGAUACCCUAUCCGCCCUGGUCGUGAGGGCGACGGCGAGCUGUCGCGACUUUUGUCGAUUCUGGACCCGAACCGGAUGGGACGUGUGCCUUUUGAAGCUAUUCUUGCCUUUUUGACAAAGGAGAAUCAGGAUCAGGAUACUGUCGAUCAGAUGGUCGAAUCGUUCCGUAUUUUGGCCGCUGGAAAGAGCUUUAUCACCGCCGAUGAACUACGCCGCGAGCUUCCCUCCGAACAAGCCAGCUACUGUAUGCAACGUAUGGCCCCUAGCAGAGAUCCAGAAGCGCCAAAUGGGGCCUUCGACUACGUCACCUUCUCCCGAGCACUCUACGGUCAA
Molecule: messenger RNA, 2859 nt
Organism: Mesorhabditis spiculigera
Lineage: Eukaryota; Metazoa; Nematoda; Chromadorea; Rhabditida; Rhabditidae
Source: the annotation of a GenBank genome assembly